AUGUACUCUUGCUCAUUGGAUGAUUCCCGGACAGGAUUUCCAACCGCGAGUGGGACCUCCGACGCUCGCGCGGGCGAACAAAAAGUGUUUGGAAACCUCCGUUUGAAAUCGCGAAAAAUCGGUCGUGUCAUAUGCUUAACUUGGACAGGUGCUGACUAUCCACGGACAGCAAUAUUUCCGGCAUGGUAUGCAUGCUGUGGUGGUGGCAUUAACGACACGGCGGUUUGCUCUUCGACAGCGCGCUUGUACGAACGACGUACGACCCUCCCUGACGAAGAGUGGACGUUCAGCCCCUCGACCACCAACUCGGAGUUCAGGACGGUGCGCCUGGUUAUCGUUGGUGUUGAUAUGUUUCUUUCCACACUUAUUCACUUUCGGCGUGAGCAAUGAUUCCGUGUGCCAAUGAUCCGUGUCUUGUCCCGAAGAGUUUUGCCCAAAUGAUGGUCCUGCAAGCCAUUGCUAAGGCUGGUUACAGGAAAUGGACCAAAAUUCAUGUAGCCACACCUACCUGCCAGACGAAUGUUGAACAUAACACAAGGUUGUCCUGCGGCACUAAGGUUAUUGGCCGCCCGGGCGCGAUGCAAGAGGACAUGGCCAAUUAAUGUCAUUGCGGUUGCAUGAUUGGUCGAUGACGUUCGGUAGUUAGUGCCGGUUUGCGUGCAACCUCCAUACAAAUUUGCCUGGAUACUGCAUCAUGUUCGGGAUAUGUUGUUUUCUCCUGCCGUGAUUUUUCGCUGUGCUCGAGUGUGUGCAUUUGGGCUAAAUUGCGGAGUCUUUGCUGCAGGCCCUACCGUUGUAAUCCGUUGCGUUUGAUAACUUGCCCUUCUUGUGUGAUCGUGUUUUUCAUGGUCUAUGGAACAGUCUCACGCA
Ectocarpus sp. CCAP 1310/34 is the source of this 870-nucleotide messenger RNA. Lineage: Eukaryota; Phaeophyceae; Ectocarpales; Ectocarpaceae. The record is from the annotation of a GenBank genome assembly.